Odocoileus virginianus texanus is the source of this 3181-nucleotide messenger RNA. It is a transcript of the gene GJA8, whose product is annotated as gap junction protein alpha 8. Gene Ontology annotation, cellular component: connexin complex. Gene Ontology annotation, molecular function: gap junction channel activity. The record is from RefSeq and is a predicted model, not a curated record. Gene Ontology annotation, biological process: gap junction-mediated intercellular transport; cell-cell signaling. NCBI's taxonomy places the organism in Eukaryota, Metazoa, Chordata, Mammalia, Artiodactyla, Cervidae.
AUGGGGGACUGGAGUUUCCUGGGGAACAUCUUGGAGGAGGUUAAUGAGCACUCCACGGUCAUCGGCCGCGUAUGGCUCACGGUGCUUUUCAUCUUUCGGAUCCUCAUCCUCGGCACUGCAGCAGAGUUCGUGUGGGGGGAUGAGCAGUCUGACUUCGUGUGCAACACCCAGCAGCCAGGUUGCGAGAACGUCUGCUACGACGAGGCCUUCCCCAUCUCCCACAUCCGUCUCUGGGUCCUGCAGAUCAUCUUCGUCUCCACGCCGUCGCUGGUGUACGUGGGGCACGCGGUGCACCACGUCCGCAUGGAGGAGAAGCGCAAGGAGCGCGAGGCCGAGGAGCUGAGCCAGCAGUCGCCGGGCAACGGCGGCGAGAGGGCGCCCCUAGCGGCGGACCAGGGCAGCGUCAAGAAGGGCAGCAGCAGCUGCAAGGGCACCAAGAAGUUCCGGCUGGAGGGGACCCUGCUGAGGACCUACGUCUGCCACAUCAUCUUCAAGACCCUCUUUGAGGUGGGCUUCAUCGUGGGCCACUACUUCCUGUAUGGCUUCCGGAUCCUGCCUCUCUACCGCUGCAGCCGGUGGCCCUGCCCCAACGUGGUGGACUGCUUUGUGUCACGACCCACCGAGAAAACCAUCUUCAUCCUCUUCAUGCUCUCCGUGGCCUCCGUGUCCCUCUUUCUCAAUAUUCUGGAGCUGAGCCACCUGAGCCUGAAGAAAAUCCGAUCCGCCUUCAAGAGGCCAGUGGAGCAGCCACUGGGGGAGAUUCCUGAGAAGUCCCUCCACUCCAUUGCCGUCUCCUCCAUCCAGAAGGCCAAGGGCUACCAGCUCCUCGAAGAAGAGAAAAUCGUGUCCCAUUAUUUCCCUUUGACGGAGGUGGGGAUGGUGGAGGCCAGCCCCCUUUCUGCCAAGCCUUUCAGUCAGUUCGAGGAGAAGGUGGGCCCGGGGCCCCUGGGAGAUUUAUCCAGGGCCUACCAGGAGACACUGCCUUCCUACGCUCAGGUGGGCGCCCAGGAGGCAGUCGCGGAGGGGCAGCCCGUAGAGGCGGCCGCGGAACUAGAGGGGGGUGAGAAGAGUCAAGAGGCGGAGAGAGUGAGCACAGAAGGCCAAGAGGCCCUGGCCGUGCUGGAAGCGGAGAAAGUGGAGCCCCCCGAAGUGGAGAAGGAGGUUGAGAAAGAAGAGCCGCCGCCUGAGAAGGUAUCACAGCAAGAGCUGACGCCUGAGAAGGCGCCUUCGCUGUGUGCGGAGCUGCCAGGGGACGACACCAGACCCCUGAGCAGGCUGAGCAAAGCCAGCAGCCGGGCCAGGUCAGACGAUCUCACCGUGUGAAGCGGUGCCAGAGAGAGAAAGAAAACGCCUGAGCUAACUAACACACGGCAAGAUGAAACCUAAAGUUGCCGACACGAUUUGAGUCCUCUCCCUCCCCUCACACCCACCCUGGUCGGACAGGCACCGUGGUAGAACCGUGCAUGCCGUACAACCAGGAAACUGCCUUUCCCGGGUACAAAGGCUACCCAGAUAAACCCAUUGUCCCAUCAAAGUUCCCAGUCUCAUGACUGCCCUACCCCUCUCCACAGCCACGGGCAAUUCUGCUUUCAUCCCCAUUUCCCCAUAGAAAGCCUUUCAAUCAGAACUGAUUGCCUCAGAGCUUUUUACCAGCCUUGUGGCAACUUUACAAACUCAGCUGAACUUGACCAACUCAGCACUUCCCUAGCAGACACCGUGUGGCAUGUAUCAGCGGUUCCAAACUUAACCGCCUACAGGAUGCAGGCGGUUUAAUUGGUGAAGUGGUUUAAAUUGGUGAAGUGCACCUGUUCUAAUGCCAUGCGACGGCUGGGGCAGUGAAAUUUGGAGAGCAGAGGGAAGUUGCUCGUUUUCAGGCAGCGAUUAUCAGACAGUGUUACCUGGCCAUCUGAUUUUUCAAGAAAAGCCAGAAAUCCAAAUGUUCAAGUGAAGUUUUCCACAUUUUUAACAUUGUCAACCAAAUUUUAAAUAUGCCGUGUGAGCACCCCCCCCCCACGCCAAAAAAAUGUGCAAGCCAAAUUUAACCUGCAGGGCACCGAUUUGCAAGUUCAGCUGAUACUUGUGAGCCCAGCUUCCCUAUGGAAUUGGUCAUAUUAUUUAUGGUCUCAACUCAUUUCUGUGGCUUCCAAACCUCAUUUUACCAUUUUGGACUGUUUGGUUUAAAUCAUCAGUGCGGGAGAUGUCCAGAGUUCUCACUGGCCUUUCUUUUGGGUCACAGUAGCCCUGGGUGCUGAUGCAAUUACAUCCCUUGUAUUAGUGGGAAUUCUGCACUGGGCACCAUCAGAAAAGGAGAACAAGACUCCAUACUCUCCCCAAACUGAAAAGGUUUUAAAAAUCCCGGUUGCUGUUUUCUUCCCUAAAGCAGGAAAGGUCCCUUUCUUUCCUGUCCUCUGACAGCUUCAACACUCAGCCUGAAAUCUACACCUCCUUUUUUCAGGGACUGGGAACAAACCUAGUUCUGGGCCAAAAGAUGCCUCCUACUGGCUUGUCUUGAGGAGAACCAGCCCUCAGGCCUUGCUCGGGCACAAGAUGUGUACCAAAAGAGUCAUCAGAGGGCCACCAGGGAGAGCCUCUUACAAACUGGGAACACAAACAGCCAGGGUCCCUGUCUAGUCCCAGGUCAGACUUCUUCCCUGGAAGGGACCUAGAAGCUGAAGGGAAAAGAAGAUCUUCUACCCUUUGUGCCCCCAACCAACACUCCACAAAUCUAGAGGCCAAUCAGGGGAAAUCCUCAGGUAUAAGCUCAUAUUUCACACACACAGUAAUUUUAUCUAGAGCCAACCAGUUCCCAAAGCAGAGGGAGAAAUUGAUAACCAAGAUGGUUCAUCUAAACCAAAGCUAUGCUUCAUGGGUUGCAGUGCCAAGGAUAAGGUAGGAGGGAUAGAAACCAAGUUGACAUCACAGGGAACUAGACAGGAGAAACCCAGAGCCAGAGAAAAACAGCCUUCAUUGUAUGCCCCCCAUCCAGCACCACCCCCCAAAAAGGCAAAUCCCUUGUGCUGACCUCUGGUUACCACCUUCCUUUUGAGAUAUUCAUUCUAGAUAUGCUCUCCAGACCAAAGCCUCCUCAAAAACUAUUCCUCCCCUGUGACAGUAUUCCCACUCCUUGGUGCUCCAUCCUAAAGCAAAAUGAUCUAAAAAUUAAAUUCAUUCUAAGAUAUGA